AUCUCUUUUUAUGAGUUAUUAGUCGGCCAUCCGUCUCUCUUUCUCUCUCCUUCCUCCCAUGGCAGCCGCCUCCGCCGCCGUGGUCGGGUCGCUCCGCGUCCCGCACCUUCCUUCAACGCGCCGAAGGUCAGCGCCUCCGCUGCUAAUUUCAUCGUCCGCCAGCUCGACCAACUGGGGGAGGAACUCCCCUGGUCAUCAAUCUCGCCUAAAUUCGGCGCCCGACAUCGGUCAUCUCUCUCUCUCUUACGUUCCCAGGAGGAACAUAGUAGCUUCCAUGCUGUCAAGUUUAAUAUUCUCGAAAUUGGGAUCCCCUGAUGUCACCUUAGCAGAACCCUCAGUUUGCUUCAGGGAAUAUAUAGAUACAUUCGAUGGCUAUACUUUUCUGUAUCCCCAAAACUGGAUCCAAGUCCGUGGGGCUGGUGCAGACAUAUUUUUCCGGGACCCUUUUGUUCUUGAUGAAAACCUAUCAGUGGAGUUAUCUUCCCCUUCGUCCUCGAGGUAUAAGAGUGUUGAAGAUUUGGGGCCUCCACAAUUAGCUGCAGAGAAAGUGCUCAAGCAGUACCUGACUGAGUUCAUGUCUACUAGACUAGGUGUUCGGCGUGAGUCAAACAUUUUAUCAGCAUUAUCAAGAGUUGCUGAUGAUGGCAGAGUCUACUAUCAAGUGGAGGUAAAUAUUAAAUCAUAUGCAAGCAACAAUGAGUUGGCUGUGAUGCCACAGGACAGGAUGCAGCGUCUUGAAUGGGAUAGGCGUUAUUUAUCUGUUCUUGGUGUUGAAAACAACCGACUGUAUGAGUUGAGGUUGCAAUCGCCAGAAAAUGUGUUCUCGGAGGAGGAAAAAGAUUUGCGAAAAGUUAUGGAUUCCUUCAGAGUGAUCAAUGCAGUGGAUUAAAAUGCAAUGGUCUCCAGAAGUUAUUAGUUGAGGUCCUUCUCACCCAAUUUGUUUGGGUUUAUUGUAAUGAUUUGCAUUUUAAUUGAAACAUGAUCGAGGAAUUGAACAAGUUCUUUAAUAGGGUUCAUUCUGUUUCCAAAGUUCCUUGUAAUUGUAAAUCAUCAAUGAAAAAGAACUUCCUUUUUUGUUCA
This is a messenger RNA of Phoenix dactylifera (date palm), 1080 nucleotides long. RefSeq names its product Photosystem II reaction center PsbP family protein (gene PPD1). Gene Ontology annotation, cellular component: photosystem II oxygen evolving complex; photosystem II; extrinsic component of membrane. NCBI's taxonomy places the organism in Eukaryota, Viridiplantae, Streptophyta, Magnoliopsida, Arecales, Arecaceae. Gene Ontology annotation, molecular function: calcium ion binding. The record is from RefSeq and is a predicted model, not a curated record. Gene Ontology annotation, biological process: photosynthesis.